CCUCCAAGGAGCCAGGGAGCGACAUGAACUGGUCCUGCAGCCACUGCUGUGCAGAGCCUCGGCUCUGACCCCCUCCUCUGAGAAGCCUGUUCCGAGCCCCCUGACCAGGGGGCCCUUCUGUGUUCCCUUAGCAGCCUCCUCAGUCACUUUGCUUUGCAGGGCUCCCUGCCGCUGCUAGACUGAGCUUUCUGAGAGAGAAGACCAGGCCUUAAUCUUCUGUGUGUCCCAAGUCCAAGCGUUUGCUGAAUCAAUGGAUUGUUCCUUUUUUCUCUGAAUGUCUACAGCCCUAACUCUCAGGUCCACAGGCGUUCACACCUGGGCCUGUGCAUUAUGCUGCGAGUGGCUUUGAACUGAGAAGGAGGAGGCCUGGUUCCAAUCCUGGCUCCACCAUUUACUGGGACAAGUUACUUAACUGUCCUGAAACCUCAGUUUCCCCGUCUCUCAGAUGAGUUACCCCCAUGAACAGUCUGCAAGUCUCCACAUGCAUGCAUGAGUCUUGGUGUCCUGAACAGACUCUAAGUUGCAUGAAGGCAGGGCUCAGGGCUUCCCCCAGCACCUUGUUCAGGCUGAGCUUACAGCGGAUUCAACGAUCAAUCAGUACUCCCGAUUACACAGGAAAGAACACUUCAGGUGAAGCUGGAAGUCUUUUUCUGCCACUUCUUAUGUGACCGUGAGCAAGAUUCUUCCCCUCUCUGGGUCUUCUUUGACCUCAAAAGUGAUAGAGGAAGUACUUUGUGAAUGAAAGAGAUAAUUUAGUAGACAAUUUGUUGAACAUUAAUGAAAAAAACUGAAGUAGUAUAGAUGGGGUGUGUCUAGUAAUUGGUGGACAAGUUCCAGGCACCUGCUGACUGCCUCCUAGAGUCAGAGGUGCUAGGGUGCUGCUCUCCCAGGCAGCAGUGGGCUAGGCUGGAACACAGUGUUUGGUCUUGCUGCGGUCAGCCUUGAGACUCAGGACAGGCAAGGAGAGAAGGGUUGAUGGGGAGGGGUAUAUGCACCCAGCCCUUCGCCCCCCACGCCUCUCAGAUUUCUCUGGCCAGCAGUGCUUCCUGUCUUAGGUUUUGUGGGGACCUGGUCUGACAAGAUCUCAGGAGUCCCAUUGGCUUUGGCCAUGCGGCUCCUGAUACCUCUUGGCAAAUGAAGCUGGUCUGUGGGAGCAGUAAGCUCCACUGUGCUGCCUGAUCAACUAACGCUGAGUCCCAAACUCCCCGUGUAGCCCCUUCUCAACCUCUGCCAUUUUGGCGGCAGAGUGUUUAUGGGGAUGGACCAUGAUUUCUCCAGCUCCUACCUAGUCCAGAAGGGCCUAGGCUCCGCAGAGGGGCUGCAGGGAGGCAGAGUCUCAGCUUCCUCACCUCUAAAAGGAACGGAGAUUAAAUGAGAACACAGACGUGAAAGCACCUUGAAACCUGUGUAUUUUACUCAAGUUCAGGAUUGUGCCAUUUGUGGGUAGUAAGUUUACAACCAGUGGGGCCUCCCUGUUUCCGAGCGUGCUGGGGCUGCUUCUCCAGAAGAAAGUUUCACACCCAGUGUGUGUGUGUAAGGAGUGCACGUAUUUGGUCUUGGAGUGAGAACAGACACAGAGGGACUGUGCAAAUGGGCCGGGCCAGCUGCUUUCUUGUCGCUUAGGGAGGCCGGGGCAGGCCGCCCCUGCCUGUGGAGGCCGAAGCUGCCCACCCAGGCUGGCCGUCUGAGCUCCCGCAAGACCGCUGCCCCACAGACCUCCUGCUGCUGAGAUUAUGCUCUGGGCGAAAGAGGCACCCGAUUUGGAAGCAAACCGGCAAGAUUAGGGUUUUCCUCAGCCUGUCUGCGCUCUCAGCUCAGAGCCCCAUCUCGCAGGGCAUUAGUUCCUCAUUCGCGAAACGGGAGAAACCUGCCUCCGUCUCCCAGUCGUGGGAUCGGAAGGGGGAGCGCGGCGAAGGUGCCUUGUGAACGAGCCCGUGCUGGCCGUGCCCAUUUCUCUCUUUUCAUCGCUUCCCUUUUUGGUGCUGGGCCUGCUGUGGGGCUUGUCCGAGCCAGCCCUGUCCUUCCGAGGGCCUGAGUGUGGCCUGCAGGACACAGGCUGAACCUGUGGCCAGUCCUCUGUGCUUCCCUCCUGUCCGGUAGCCUCGCUCCCCCAGGCCACUCCUGGGGGUGAGGGGGUUACCCCUUCCCAGUGUUUUUGGCUCACCCCGAAGUAUUAAAAAUACUUGGUAAAUUUUCUUUUUUUAAGAGGACUCAUUUAUGAGAGCGGCCUCUGUGACAAAAGGCUCCUGGGGGUGCCGGGAGGGUCAGCACUUGGACGGGAGGCAGCCUGUGCUGGGGGGCAGGGGUGCGGUCAGAGGGGAGCCGUGGUUGUGCUGGUUCCCUCGCUUUGCUGUGGACCUUUCCCAGGCGCUCAUCUUCAGCCCCCCUCUUCCCUCCCGGGCUUCCUCCUCCGUCUGCUUCCCGCCGCCCUCACUCCAGCCAGUGAAACAGUGGUGGGAGGGUGCAGUUCUGGGGUGAGGUCUAGGGAAACAAGAACUACCGGACCCCUGGGAGCCUCUUUGGGGGCCCUUGGACCUUGGUAACCCCUCGCCCCUCUCCCCUGGGCUCCAGGUCAGUGCAGCCGUUUCUUCCUGACCAAAGAUCAGAGCCGCCCCCAGAUGAAUGACUUUUCCUGGAAGGAUGUUGCCAAUGCCUUGUCCCUGGCCAACAUGGUCCUGGGGCUCUUCUCCAUCUUCUGCAGCUUCUGCAAAAAAUCCUCCUGUGCCUCCUGGAUGCUUUUGAUCAGCUUUCUGUUAGACACGGCUGUCAGAGCAGUGACCAGACACCUCAGCAUCUGCUCCAAAUCGGGAGCUGAGCUGAACGACUUCGCUGUCUUCACCACCUUUGGCCUGGCCUCAGCCCUGCUCCUCGGCGUGGAUGGGCCUCUGAACGGGCUCCUGGCUGCCAUCUAUGUGUUAGCGAUUUCUUUUCGCCUCUGUUUCUAUUCGACUGGCACUCCCUUCACACACAAGGGUCUACCCUGCUCCUACGCCUCCUGUGUUUUGGCCUCCACCUCCCUCCUGACCAAAGGCAACACGUUCAUCCUCUCUUGCAUGGCCUCACUCAUGAUCCUCUUCAUGAUGGACCAGAGCUACUACCCACACGACGAAAUCCUGGAGUCUGAAAGCUGGAAAAAAAUGGUCUACCUGGGAGGAAGGAUGCAUCAAGGUCAAAGUGGGAGCAAUGAUAACACGCCCUGGUGUGAGGAUUACACGGGGCCCUUGUGCAGGCGGGCCCUGGGCCCAGCGCAUCAGAGGAACUCAACAAGUGCCAGCUGCUGCAACAGUACAAGUCCACCAUGGCAUCUCAGAAGUCCGUCUGAUUCGACUUCGCAUCCACACAACAAAAGCACAGUGACUGCUGACAACAGUCGCUGCCGUUUUCAAGUGCUUUCUCUGGGCACCGUGCUAAGUGCUUUGCAUGGAACGUUUCUGUUCCUUACAGCAGUCGUGUGCCUCAUUUCACUCUGGAGGAACCGAAGAACUGCAGUUCCGGGGGGCUGAGGAUCUCACCCAAGGUGACCCGGGAAGAACUAACAUUUACAGAGGAGCUGGGAUUUGAAGUCAGACAGGUGAGUGUAACCAGGGAACCUCCCUGGCAGGGGGUCAAUAAGCACAUGAGCAAAGCCCUCAACCCUCAGUGCGGCCGUGGAACGAGGGACAGCGGCCCAGGGCGGUUUCUCACAGCGGGCUUUCUACCUUUCACCCAAGCGCCAGGCAGUAAAAACCACCUGGGGGCCUGGACCCAGGUGGAGGUGAAGAAAAGAGGGGACCAAGCUGUUAGAACCCGGUUAGACGCCCUGCCCCAAUCCAGAGGCAGGUUUCAGUUUAUGGAUCAACUUCGAACACACUAUCACGUUCGCUUAUUGUGUUUAUGUCUGUCUCCCCACUGGAUGCAAGCAGGGGCUGACUCGUCUCUGCCUGGUCCACUCAUGCAGCUCAGGUUCCUGCAGCAGUGCCUGGCAUGUAGCAACAGCUCAGUAUUGUGAGUGAACGGAUUCGAUGAACAAAAAUUGAAAGUCUGACAACCCGUAAGCAUUGGAAAGGAAGUGGGGAAUGAGAACUCUUACACUGCUAAUGUGCGUGCAGACUUGUACAGUCUCUCUGGAAAGCAAUUUGGCAACACCUAGUAAAUUAGCAAAUGUACCCCAUAAUUCUACUUAAAUACGAAGAUAAAAUAUUCAUGGAAACAGUCAAGUUGCUGUGUGAGUGCAGCCUGAACAAAGGAACAGAGUGGGGAGAGCAGAGCUUGGGCGUCUGCUGCUUUAUUUUCGCAACUACUCUCCAGACCAAAUCCAGGCCGUCUGUCCUACGGUGUCUGACGCUUUCGGUCUCUCACUCCCUUGCGAGACCCUCCCUUACAGGUCCCUUCUCUUUCCCCUUUCUUCCUUCCUCAGGUUCUCACCGCAAAAGCUCUGCUUCGUCUGGAGACUACCUGGCCGAGGUACUGACCCUUGGCGUGUGACUCUGGGCUGCCCCCCACCGUCUGGACCUCAGUGAUCUCCUUUGGGAAACCUGGGAAGACACCCGUUCUGCCU
Molecule: messenger RNA, 4537 nt
Organism: Phacochoerus africanus (Common warthog)
Lineage: Eukaryota; Metazoa; Chordata; Mammalia; Artiodactyla; Suidae
Gene: TMEM269
Product: transmembrane protein 269
Exons: 5
Coding region: 2619-3503 (294 amino acids)
Biological process (GO): phospholipid biosynthetic process
Cellular component (GO): membrane
Molecular function (GO): phosphotransferase activity, for other substituted phosphate groups
Source: RefSeq, a predicted model, not a curated record